Orbilia oligospora ATCC 24927 is the source of this 1485-nucleotide messenger RNA. RefSeq lists its product as uncharacterized. The transcript has 2 exons. The record is from RefSeq and is a predicted model, not a curated record. Gene Ontology annotation, cellular component: cytosolic small ribosomal subunit. Lineage: Eukaryota; Fungi; Ascomycota; Orbiliomycetes; Orbiliales; Orbiliaceae. Gene Ontology annotation, biological process: translational initiation. The coding region runs from base 1 to 1485 and encodes 494 amino acids. Gene Ontology annotation, molecular function: protein binding; ribosome binding; translation initiation factor activity.
AUGGGUGGUACAGAUAAGGAGGGUCCUAUUUCCGACUUCACUUGGUCUCCUAGCUCCCAGGAAUUCGUUGUCGUUUAUGGAUACAUGCCGGCGAAAACCACGUUCUUUGAUGCGAAGGCAAAUCCAGUUACCAGCCUCCCUCUCGCUCCUCGAAACACCGUGCUGUUUAACCCACACGGCCGACUGAUACUUGUCGCUGGAUUCGGUAACUUGCAGGGGCAGAUGGAUAUAUACGACCGGAUCAAUGGUAUGCGCAAAGUUGCUUCAUUUGAGGCUAGCAAUGCUACCGUCUGUCGUUGGAGUCCUGAUGGCAAGCAUAUUUUGACGGCCACUACGAGUCCACGGUUGAGAGUCGACAAUGGUGUGAAAGUCUGGUAUGCAACGUCGGGCGAUCUAAUGUACACCGCGGAAAUGACAGAACUCUACGAUGUUCGGUGGAGACCGCAAGAUACAAGCAAAUUCCCAAUUGGUGCUACUUUACCACCCCCACCUGCUCCGCACAGUUCAGCUGUCGGUCACAAAUCUGCCACUCCAGCGAAACCAGCAGGUGCAUACCGCCCGCCACACGCACGUGGAUCAGCAACCCCGCUUCAUUUUAAGCGUGAGGACGAGGGCGGGGCCGCUCAUGUCGCUGGAAGCAGCGUUUUGUUUGGCAACGGAGCCUCCGAAGGCACCAACGGCUUCGGAAAACCUCGUAAACGCGAGGUGCCUGGUGCUACACCUGCGGCAGCUUCAGGUGCAGCGCCUGGUGGAGGAGUCAGCUUGGAAGGGUCCGGGGUCGGCAAGGACGGUGAGGGGCUCAGCAAAAGCGCUCUUAAGAACAAAAAGAAACGUGAGGCUGCUAAGAAGGCGAAGGAAGCACAGGCUGCGGAAGCCGCUGCGAACGGAGAGAGCGGACAAGGCGAAUCUUCAACUAACGGGCAAACACUUACACCCGGAAACGCCCCUAACAAGGGUAACCGAAGGGAUCACAGUAGAACCCGUAGCCGAAGCAGAGGACCACCUCGUCAGGGGGGCCCUGGCGGGAACGGACACCACCGGGAGGGAUCGGGAUCGCUUGGCCAGGCGCUUAAGGAGCAUCAUCCCAGGCAUCGAUCUCCGGCUCCUGGUGGCCACCCUCAACGCCAACGAUCUCAACGUAAGAAGAAGGAGGAUGGCGGAAGCCAAGAAGGAGGAGGAGAGCCAACUAACUCAGCUGGCCCGGUUGCACCCGCCGGAAACGGAGGGCCACAACAUCCGCGACUCCGUCUGCCAGUUCCACCACCACCCGAGGUUGAAAUUACCAGCCCAAUGACACCAGUCACACCAGGCGGCGGAACACCCGAAGAGAAGAAACAACGAAGCUUGCUCAAGAAACUUCGAGCUAUCGAGGACCUUAAGAUGAGGUUCGCCGGCGGCGAAAAGUUGGAGGAUACCCAAAUUAAGAAGAUCAAUACUGAAGAGUCGGUUCGCAAGGAACUGCAAGGGCUUGGAUGGCAAGGAUGA